UAAUUUUAACAAAUACAUUAUAGAUAUUUAAUUUUUUUGAAGACUUAUAGAGUAAAUUAACAAUAAAAAUUAUAAACAGGUAAUGUUUGAAAGAUUUAUUGAAACUUAAAUUGUCAUUUAAUAUAAAUUUUAAUAGAUAUUGUGUAAAAAUAUUUUAACAUUAAACUAAUUAUUUCCGCUUUAAAGUUACCAUUAAAAUGAUAAAAUCAUAUUUUUACGCAUAUUUUGCCACUGCAUAAAAUAUUUUUUUAUUAUGAAAGAAAACUUCAAUUCACGAUUUAGUCAUCAAAUCUGUAAAAAAUAUAUCAAGAUUUAAAAUGUAGGAAAAAGAAUGUAAAGAUUUUACAUCUGUUUUUGUUUUAGAGAUUUGAUUGAUAAAUCGUGAGGUAAAGUUUUACUUGACAGCAAAAGAAAUAUUUCAUGUAGCAAUAAAACGUGCAUAUAAAUAACGUACAUGAGUUUAUCAUUUUAAUGGAAACUUUUUACAGCGGAAAAGAAAUUAAGUAUAAUGUUGAAAUUUUUUACAUGUUAGAACUAUACUAAAUGAUAAUUACAUAAUGACAUUGUUGAUUACAUAAUGUAAUUGAGUGAAAAAUAUUUUCAUAAGUCAUUAAUUAGUGCGAUAAUCUAAUACUACGGAGAAAAUAUGGAGAACGUAUUUGUAUUCUUAUCGUGCUCACAUAUCAUGUCAUAUAUAUACAGGCAGUUAAUAUUCCAGUGGAUGUCACUGCACGUAACAUACGCGCCAACAAUCGGUUAUUUUCAUCACAGGAUCCGUGUCGGCUGAUAUAGAGCUGAAAUAUCGACUUUAUGUUCUUUAUUAUACGUUUAUGACUUUUUCAAAUUUAAUAUUUAAUAAUGUUUUGCAUACAUAAUGCUUAACAAGAAAGACAUUUGCGAAAGCAUCGCUGCAUACGCUCAGUAUUUCAUAAGAACAAAGAGCAACAUAAACUCGAGUGCAUAUGGAUUUAUCAGACGUAAUUGUAUAUCACGUUCAAACGCUUGCAAUUAAUUUGAAUUAAGAACAACUGGAAAGAUAUCGAUAAAGUAGAGAUUUUUUAAAUUAUUUAUUUAUAAUAUACGUGAAACAUUUUAACAAACAACUUAAAGUGUAUAAAUAAAAAAUUUAUGCACAAAUGUCUUGUAAAAGAAAAUAUUAUAUCGAGCAGAUCGAAUUAAAAUACAGAAGAUAUUUAAUCAAUCAUGAAAUAAUGCUGAAUACAUGUAUGAUGAGAUGUAAUAGAGGAAAAAAGUAUAAAUAUUAACUUUAAGUUGAAUUAUGGAACGAGAUAGUCAAGAUUGCAAACAUGUCUUCAAUUCGGUUGAGAAUUCAAUCUCCAUGGAUGCCAAUAAGAUUUCCAAUUUCUUCAGAAACUUAAAUAAAGAGAACGCAACUGCGAAAAAAAAUAAACAAAGAGUGAGCAAAACAAAAUUAGAGCCAUAUCAGCAUUCAUUUCGUAUGCUUAAGCUAUUAAUAAUAUUUUUCAAGCUCAUCGGUCUCGCCACUUUCACCUAUCAUAUCGUCAAGCAUAAAAAGAGAAUAUCAUACACAUUUCAAUACUCUGAAUUUGGGAUUGUUUAUAAUGUUGUGCUAAGUAGUCUGAUGAUCGCCUCGAACUACGUGUCAAUACCGUAUAGGAUUGGUCUGGCAUAUGAGAACAAGACGAAUUUAACUACCGGCAUUGAGAUUCUGCAGACUGUACUUGGUUCCUUGGUAAUCUGCGCUAUUUUGUUAAGCUACUGUAUCGAACAGAAAUCUUUGAUACGAAUCGUCAGUCGAUUAAUAGACGUCGAACACGAAAUGGAUCGUCUAUAUUAUCUGUAUCGUCCGUUGCGACGACAGCGAAUUUUUUGUGGUUUGAUCAUCGUCUGCAUCUUGAAGAUUUUAUUGUUGAUCCUUCUCCUGUUCACCGAGAUCCUGGCCUUCCAAACAGGCCCGAUCUCCUGGCUGACAGAUAUUCUUCCGACAUUUCACGUAGGUUGGCUAUUUAUGCAGUACUUUCUAUUGGUCACGGUCAUCCAAGCGAAUUUUGCUGAUUUGAAUCAAGCGAUACAGAAUUUCAUCAGAGUCAGCACAUCUGAUUUUCAACCUCAGUCUUUCUAUCAAACGCGUCGUGUGGUGGUCAGCAAUUUUACAGUUCAUCAGCUGCUACAGCUACGGGAUAUACACUGUCAUCUUUGCAAAAUUUCUGAAGACGUGUCGAACUUUUAUUCACUACCAGUACUGUUCGGCCUCAGUUUUCUCUUUCUGACACUCAUAUAUAACUGCUAUUACCUUCUCUCACCUUUGUUAAUGACAGACGAUAUUUUAGAGUACGAGACUCUCAGUAAUACCAUCAUCUGGUUAUUAUUUCUACUUUAUCCCAUUUCUCUCCUCACUAAUAGAAUUACCAAGAUCUUAAACGAGAUGGGAAAAACAGGCAAUGAGGUGCAUAGUCUUUUAAGCUGCGCGGUUGGCAAAGAGACAAAAUCAGAGCUCAAGCAAUUUUCACUUCAAUUGUUACAUCGCAAGAUACAGUUUACAGCUAAUGGAUAUUUCACGCUUGAUAACACUUUUCUUCAUUCGGUGAGAAUAAAAUAUCGUACACGAGAAAAUUUUAUAAAAAAUUAUUAUGGUACGGUAAUAGCUACCGAGCAUGAAGGUAUUAUAAAAUUUUUUACUAUGUUUCUCGUAUUUAAACUACUUAUGGUAUAUUCUUAUGAUCCGUAGUUAUUAUCAUACUAUAAUAAUUUUUGAUAUAAUUUUUUUUGUGCACAGACAAAUAUUAAAUUUUCUUAAUUAAUAACUUUUAUUAUUAGCUAAUAGGCACGAUGGCGACGUAUUUGGUGAUACUUGUGCAAUUUCAAAUGGGAAGCUCGCAUUCGUUAAAAUCGUACAUCUGUAACUGUACAGGAAAAGGUUAAAAAGCAGAAUAAUAAAUUGUAAAUAUAAAUGGACAAUAGCAUAUUGUCUUGUUGAAUUUAAAAUUCAAUUAAAUAUUAAUACAUAAAAUUGUGACUGUAACUAUCGAUUCUGAUUUACAAGAUUAAAAAACAAAAAAUAUAUAUUUGUUAAUAUAUUGUAAAUAUAUAUUGUACAUAUGUAUAUAU
Molecule: messenger RNA, 3090 nt
Organism: Monomorium pharaonis (pharaoh ant)
Lineage: Eukaryota; Metazoa; Arthropoda; Insecta; Hymenoptera; Formicidae
Product: putative gustatory receptor 28a
Exons: 3
Coding region: 1280-2710 (476 amino acids)
Biological process (GO): sensory perception of taste
Cellular component (GO): neuronal cell body; axon; membrane
Source: RefSeq, a predicted model, not a curated record